AUGCUAUCAAAGGGCGCAAUCAUCGGCAUCGCCGUAGGAACCCUAGCCGCCACCUGUAUCCUCAUCUGCCUUCUCAUCCGUUGCCUCAAACGCGGCGAACGUCUACCCACUGUUACCCACCACAAGAACAGGAAUGUCGUUACCGAGAAGCCGAGCAAUGUCAGGCCCGACAUCUUUGUCACCAUCCACUCUGUGGACACAACCACCACGGUGACUCCUCGGUCUGCUCCUGCUCCUGCAUCUGCUGCGCCCAAGCCCAAGGGCAGCACCACGACUGCACCAAAGCCCAAGCCUAAAUCAUCGUAUACUCCAAAGAAAAACUAUAAGAGCUCGUCGCCUUCGGGUUACCGUUCGGGAGGAGGUGGUACCACGUCCACUUCCUACUACUAUGGUGGAGCCGACUUAUCUGGAUAUGGCGAUUCGGGCGGCUAUAGCGGGGGUGGACAUGGUGGACAUGGACAUGGACAUGGACAUGGUGGACAUGGUGGGGAUGGCGGUUGCUCCUCAGGAGGCGGCGGAUAUUCAGGAGGAGAUAGUGGAGGUGGUGGUGGUGGUUGCAGUGGAGGCGAUGGCGGCGGAGGAGGUGGAGGCGAUGGCGGCGGAGGAGGAGGUGGUGGUUGCGACUAG
This is a messenger RNA of Linnemannia hyalina, 627 nucleotides long. Lineage: Eukaryota; Fungi; Mortierellomycota; Mortierellomycetes; Mortierellales; Mortierellaceae. The record is from the annotation of a GenBank genome assembly.